This is a messenger RNA of Anastrepha obliqua, 2684 nucleotides long. RefSeq lists its product as uncharacterized. The transcript is spliced from 4 exons. Gene Ontology annotation, biological process: regulation of transcription by RNA polymerase II. Lineage: Eukaryota; Metazoa; Arthropoda; Insecta; Diptera; Tephritidae. The record is from RefSeq and is a predicted model, not a curated record. Gene Ontology annotation, cellular component: nucleus. Gene Ontology annotation, molecular function: RNA polymerase II transcription regulatory region sequence-specific DNA binding; DNA-binding transcription factor activity, RNA polymerase II-specific. The coding region runs from base 179 to 2263 and encodes 694 amino acids.
UGACAGGUUAGCGGCUUUCAAAAGUAACGCUUUGAUAGGACCCGAUUGAAAAAAAUAGUGAAUGUAUUCUUAGCGAGCUUUGAGGAAAAUUUAGACAAGAACAAAACAAAUUAGUUUUUUCGCACCUGUGUUCAAAUUUUGGGGAUUUUUCGUGCUAAACUAAUAUCAGGUACAUAAAAUGGACGCUUCGAGACAAACAUAUAGCGAAGCAAAUAGUACCGGUGUAUCCAUGUAUUUGUCGUUCGAUUCCAGUAUUUCUAGUGCAGCUUAUAAAACAUUGGAAGCAACCACAAACGAUCUCUCGAUGUUAUUUGACGCUGACCGCGAUGAAGAAACUGUUGAAAAUUCUCAAGAACUGAAUCAAAACAGUACAUUGGAAGCCUUGGAUUCGCAUUUGAAAUACCUUGAAUCAGUCAAGGAUAUGGACAAAUUUUCGCAGCUGUCUGUUGUGCCAAAAAGAGUGUUGCAAGAGUAUAAUGUUGUUAGUUCAACACCGACAAAAGAACAGCUACUGCGUAGUGUAGAAAUCGUUCGAGGAUCUAGUGCAGAAAGGUGCUUGGAUCUUAAGUAUGCCUUCAUGGCUAUAGAUGAGAAAAAUAAAAGCAAUCUAGCUUCGGAUAAGGAGAAUGUAUUACCUUUGAACGGGGUAACUGUGUUAUCUGACGAAAAGCCUAACGUAUCAGCCAUAACAACAAAGGAGCAAAUAACCUCAGUGGUCGAGGAAAAACCUAUAAAUAAAAAUGUUGGUGAAGACACAACUACUAAUGGCGAUGAAACAAAAAAAGUCGAGGAUGAUGGAAAAAACGCGGUUUCGAUAGAAAAUAAAGCUGAGGGCGAUAAAAAAGUCAAAGCUCCGAUAGAAAAAAAAGCUAUAAACAAACGAAUCUCUAUGGUUAAGAAGCCUUCUUGUGAACCUAACCUUUUAACUAAUCGUCCAUCCAGAAUUGCCACAAAUUCAAAUAAAAGAUUAUCCGUCAAUAACGUAGGCAUCAAAACGGAUAUUGAUAAGGAAAUCAGUUCAGAAAUACCAAAAUUGCUGAACAGAGUAUUGAAGUUCACUGAAGCUACUAUCGCCGAUGAUAAUAAAAAAACUACUGCUGCGCUAGAUAAACGUAAGUCAAUUUUGUCCAAUACGAAGGGACGUUCGUCAAUGCUACCCACAAAUGUAACGCAGGCUGGAAAACGUCCUUUCGCGUUUACUCAACGUAUGUCGGUUUUGGUAAAGACAACUUUAAACAGUCCGGCUCGUAAAAUUAGUCGUUAUUCCGUCGUACCACCUGGGCAACAAAACCGGAAAAGUGUCGCACCAAAUGUACUAUUACAUCCCAAUCGCAAAAGUAUGCUUCCGGUCGGAAUAGUACAACCCUCAAAGGGUGGUCCCAAUGCAAAAAUUCAAACCAAACCUAUUACUGAGUCCAUAAAAUGUGUACCAGCAAAUCGAAAGUCUAUCUAUCCCAUUGACAAACCAAACAUUGAUUCGCAUAAAACUACGAGCGCUUCAACAUUAGCACGAUUCAAUACGAAACCCCGUCCAAGUGUUGUUGGGAAAAACGAUACCUCGUUUAUUUGCAAUGUUUGUGGUAGAAAGUUCAGCAUCAAGUCUCUAUUAGAUGCCCAUAAACGCUCCCAUGAAGGCGAUGGAUUACCGGCAUUUGUUAAGAAAUCGACCACAAGCAUUUCGAACAAUGCUGCAGCACUUUCUCAAACAAAUGGUGUAAAUAAAUGCAAAUAUUGCGAUAAAAAAUUCGUGCUACUACGCACUUUACACAUCCAUCUUUUGCAAAACUGCUCCAAAAUACCAUCAAACGAGAAACGCAAAUUGAAAUUCCAUGAAAUGGAUCACCAAGAAAAAGCACAAUUGCCUGCCUUUUUCCACACCAACUCCUACAAUGGGAAGAUUAAUUCACAAGCUCAAACGGGAUCUACGCCAAAUGCACCGUCACAGCGUUCACAUUCAGAUUUGAGUAGCAUUUCUGUAAGUUCUCUAGAUUCUACCAACGACAAAAAAGCCCUUGCUGAGAUUACUAUGAUAGCAAACACGGCAACUUCCGCAGUUGAUGGUUUAGUACCUGAAAUGGCGGCACCUUCUGCAAGAAUGGUCAAGAAAACUACUGCACAUGCUGGAGUGCAUCGUACCCCCAACAAAUCAAUUAUUUGCCAUAUAUGCAAGAUGUCAUUUAAAUGUAUAAUGGAUAACGUACAGCACAAUAUGACGGUACACUUCCAGAAUACUGAAAAUAAAAAAAGUGAAAGUAAUGCCUAGAAUAUACCAACUAAUGCAAUUGUUUAAAAACGUUAUUUUUUAAACGUCUUGCCUUAUUACUCUAAUAUUUAUUUUAUAUGUUUUCCUCUUACGUAGUUUAUUUACGUUGCUUUUUAUACUAAUGUUCUAUAUGUUUAACGCAAUGGAAUAUUUUCAUUCAGUACUUUCAUUCUUCAUUUAGACGUGUUCAUACAAUAUUUCUAUUCUAUUAAAUAUGCGAAUUACAUACCUCAAGUAAUUGCAUAUGGACCAGAAUACAAGUAUGAUAUUUAAAUUCUAGUAUUUAGUUUCCUUCUAAAACAAUGCUCGGAUAUGUAUUUGAAAAACUUACGAAUUUUAAAUUUAAUUGUCCUGGUUAUAAUUUACAUAUAAACUUAUAAAUAAACACUUGGCUCUUGUAGUUUUGCUGAUAAUCACGAAA